CCACCAUUUUGCUUUCGGGCACAACUCUCGGAAGCCUGCGAACGAGACAACUGUAUAAAUCUGAAUAAUUUCGGGCUUGAAGCAACAGUGAAGGGGCUACAAAAUGAAGUUAACAUCAGCAGGAGGUGUAAUUUCCCUCCUGGAUGAGCCAGACACAAAGUUGAAGAUUUUUGCUCUAGAGAAACUCAAUCUACUUGUGGAUGACUUCUGGGCUGAGAUUGCUGAUUCUGUGGAAAAAAUCGAGAUGUUUUAUGAAGAUAUUGGGUUUCCACAGAAGGAAUUGGCAGCACUGGUUGCCUCCAAGGUUUACUAUCAUUUAGGAGCUUUUGAGGAAUCUCUGACAUAUGCACUGGGAGCUGGGAAACUAUUUGAUGUGAAUUCGUCUUCCGAAUAUGUGGACACCACAAUAUCAAAAUGCAUUGAUCAUUACACGAAGCUGCGUGUGCACAACAUGGAGCAUCCUGACGACCCUAAGGAGAUCGACUCCCGCCUAGAGGACGUCGUGGACAGGAUGUUCCAGCGUUGCUAUGAUGACCAGGAGUACAAGCAGGUUGUCGGGAUCGCCCUGGAAACAAGGAGGAUCGACUCGUUUGAGAAGGCCAUCAUGCAAGCGGAUGACGUUAGUGGCAUGCUGAGUUACAGUCUAAAGGUCACCUUAGCUCUCCUCCAACAGAGACAGUUCAGAAAUGAGGUCCUGCGUCUCCUGGUCCGUCUUUACAUGAACCUGGCGGUGCCAGACUACAUCAGCGUGUGUCAGUGUCUCAUCUUCCUCGAUGAUGCACAGGCGGUCGCCGACAUCCUCAGCAAACUCAUCAAGGAGAGUCACGACCAGACGUUGAUGGCGUACCAGAUCGGCUUUGACCUGUACGCCAGCGCCACGCAGCAAUUCCUGGCCAGGGUGCAGGCAUCACUUCGCGCCUCCAGCCCCGUCGCCGACACGCCGAGCAGCAUGACCGAAGCAGAGACCAAAGACGGUGAUGCGAUGGAGACAGACGUUAGCAAACCAGACAUUAAUGACACAGCUGACGAGGGCACACCUGUAGAUGGACCGCCACCUGCUGCUAAGGAAGAGGACAGAAUAUACACAGAUCGCCUCAAUAAACUCAUGGAAAUACUGAGCGGAAGCAUCACCAUAGGGAUCCAUCUACAAUUCCUCAUACGAAGCAACAAGACAGACGUACAGAUCCUCAAAAACACCAAGGAUGUGGUCAGGAAUUCAGUCUGUCACAAUGCUACGGUCAUUGCCAACUCCUUCAUGCAUUGUGGAACCACCUGUGAUUCCUUCUUAAGAGACAACCUGGACUGGUUAUCCCGUGCAACCAACUGGGCCAAGUUCACGGCCACGGCCAGCCUUGGGGUCAUCCACCGAGGCCACGAGAAGGAAGCCCUGAAUCUGAUGUCCACUUACCUGCCCAAGGACACAGGACCGGGCAGCGCCUACCAAGAAGGGGGCGGACUGUAUGCGCUGGGGUUGAUCCAUGCCAACCAUGGAGCCAACAUCACUGAGUACCUGCUCGGUCAGCUUAAAGAGGCAACCACAGAUAUGGUCCGGCAUGGUGGCUGUUUAGGCCUCGGUCUGGCAGCUAUGGGCACAGCGCGGCAGGAUGUCUAUGAACAGCUCAAGUUUAAUCUCUACGAGGACGAUGCUGUCACAGGUGAGGCUGCUGGGUUGGCUAUGGGGCUGGUUAUGAUCGGAUCUAAAUCGGCAUCAGCCAUCGAGGACAUGGUCAGCUAUGCGCAAGACACCCAGCAUGAGAAGAUUCUGCGAGGCCUGUGUCUCGGUAUCGCUUUGACGAUGUAUGGCCGUCUAGAAGAAGCCGACCCGCUGAUUGAGAGCUUGUGUCGUGACAAGGACCCCAUCCUAAGACGCUCGGGUAUGUACACCAUUGCUCUGGCCUACUGCGGGACAGGCAACAACCAGGCUAUCCGGCGUCUCCUGCACUUUGCCGUCAGUGACGUGGAUGAUGAUGUGCGUCGCGCAGCCGUCACCUCCCUCGGCUUCAUCAUGUUCAGAACUCCUGAGCAGGUUUCAAGCAUUGUGUCCCUCCUGUCGGAGAGCUACAACCCUCACGUCCGUUACGGGGCUGCCAUGGCCUUAGGCAUCUCUUGCGCCGGGACUGGAAAUAAGGAGGCAUUGGGACUGCUGGAACCAAUGAUCAGUGAUUCAGUCAACUAUGUCAGGCAAGGUGCUCUGAUCGCAUCGGCCCUGGUCCUGAUACAGCACAACGAGAACACCUGUCCCAAGGUGACCACAUUCCGCAAUCUGUACAGCAAAACUAUCAGUGACAAACACGAAGACGUGAUGGCCAAGUUUGGUGCUAUCCUUGCCCAGGGUAUCAUUGAUGCAGGUGGCCGUAACAUGACCAUCAGCAUGCAGUCAUCCUCUGGCCACACCCACAUGUCCUCCGUGGUAGGCAUUCUCGUCUUCAUCCAUUUCUGGUACUGGUUCCCGUUGGCCCACUUCUUGUCCCUCUCCUUCACCCCGGCAACCGUGGUCGGACUCAAUGCUGACUUGAAGAUGCCAGUCUUGGAGAUCCGCUCCAAUGCCAAGCCAUCAAUGUAUGCGUACACACCCCCUCUGGAGACGCCCAAGGAGAAAGAGAAGGAGAAAGUGGCCACAGCCGUGCUGUCCAUCACAGCCAAGGCCAAGAAGCGGGAGCGUAAAGAGGCAGAGUCCAAAAUGGAGGUGGACGAGCCAAUCAAGGAGGAGGAAAAAGAUGCAGACAAAGAGAAGAAGGACAAAGACAGCAAGAAAGAGAAGGAAGAGGAGACCACGACCAAAGAGGGGGAAGGGGUGGAGGAAAAGAAAGAAAAGAAGGUGGAGCCUUCCUUUGAGAUCCUGUCCUCACCGGCCCGAAUCAUGAUCCCCCAGCUCAAGGUUCUGUGCACCAUGGAGGGCUCCAGAUACCUACCCGUCAAACAGCUAUCCGACGGUGGCAUCAUCAUGAUGAAGGACACUGCAAAAGAUGAGCCGGAGGAGAUUGUACUGAAUGUCCCAGCCGGAGGUCCCAAGAUGGAAGAGGAAGAGGAGGAACCAGAGCCUCCGGAGCCGUUUGAGUACGUCGAGGAUUAAGAGGAGAUUAAGGCAUGAAGACUCACCUCACUCCAAGGUUUUCCUCAGCACAACUGGUCAUUAGUCACAGGGCAGAUGAAGGAAAGAACAUGCUGGAAUAAAGGACACCUCUCUGGAAGAGGAGGGGAGCCAUUUUGGAGAGCAAAUUACCUGACUAGGGCUAGAAAUAACGCAUGAGCCAAUGGGAAACGGACUAGCCGCUCACUUGUGGCUUCCAGUCUUAGUGUGUUGUAUUCAGUCCAGCCAGGUAAUUUAGACAGGUCCACUAAGCUUACAACAGUUUUAUGAAUAGUGCAUCAUCAGGUACACUACUUGUGAUAGGUUCCCUGCUUAAUUUUCACUUAGCAGGUGGAUAUUCAAAGUGGCAUUUUUAUACAUUGCAGAUGUGUGAGACAGGUCCUCGGCUGGCUACUGGGGAAAAAUUUAACUGAACACAUGUGAAGUAAAGAUAGGUUACCAGCUGAUUUGUUAAAACAAUUCUUUGUACCCUGACUGGUACCGUGCAGAAUUCUGGUUGGUAAAUUUAUUUUGCAGUUUUUUUCCUCUAAGGCCUUCUUCCAUAACGAGAUGGGGAAUUGAGCUUCUCGGAGUGUGGUUCAUACACAUUACAGUCAAACUUCAUCAAGAAGAGGUCCUUCAGUCUUCACAGGUAGCCUUGUUAUCAGGAAUCUCGUAUUAUCAGGAAUGGAAACAAUGAAGAACAAAGGAUUGAAACUUCAAACAUUUCAUUGGUAUAAGUAGAGUGUUAUAUAAGCAGUGCUCUUACUGACGAGGCUCAACUGUAUUGUGGGCAUGGAGAAUUAUGACAAACUAGGAUUGAAAAGUAUACACUGGAGUGGCUGACCGGCCUAUCACAUGCAGUAUCAACCCAUUCAUGAAUUCAGCAGCGUCCUUCUAUCUACUCUCUUGGCUUAUGAUAACUGGAUGACAAGAAAUCAAGCAGGGCUGAAAGUCGUCUUGAAAAUAGUGUCCUUUGCGUGAAGGAGUUCUGGCGCCUAGCCAAAUGAAUAUUUGUACUUGGUCAUUGGGAUAAAUGCUCUAAAAUGUAUGUAAGUGUUGGAAAUAAAGACAAACACACACU
This is a messenger RNA of Acanthaster planci (crown-of-thorns starfish), 4154 nucleotides long. RefSeq names its product proteasome 26S subunit, non-ATPase 1 (gene psmd1). Lineage: Eukaryota; Metazoa; Echinodermata; Asteroidea; Valvatida; Acanthasteridae. Gene Ontology annotation, molecular function: enzyme regulator activity. Gene Ontology annotation, cellular component: nucleus; proteasome storage granule; proteasome regulatory particle, base subcomplex. The record is from RefSeq and is a predicted model, not a curated record. Gene Ontology annotation, biological process: regulation of protein catabolic process; proteasome-mediated ubiquitin-dependent protein catabolic process.